AACAGACAAAAGAAAAAGACUGGAAAAUCGAAAGAAAAAAAAAGCCCUAUAAACCAAAAGCAAGAAGCAGCUGAUCUCAACUACAAUUCCGCAAAACAGCAUCGAGCGUUUUAGGGUUUACAGCAUCUCACCGAUGCGACCUAAUUGUUGCCACAUUUCGGUGGCUUUCGUUCUCAAAUUCCUAAACUUCCUUCAAGCAUUCCUUGGGGUCUCAAUCGUUCUGUACUCCGUAUGGAUGCUGAAUCAAUGGAAUCACCACCUUCCUAUCUCUCCACCACCUUCAGCUCCCUCUCCGGAUCAGUCUCUCUACAUUCUCUCCGAUUCACACGCGCAAAUACAUACGCUUAGGGUUUCUGAUGGCGGGAUAGCCUCCUCGAAUUUAGCAACCCAUGUGGUUUCUAAGUUCGAUGAUCACUUUGGGUUCGAAUUGUUGAAUUCUCUCAAGCUUCCGGCCCCCUGGUUCAUCUACGCUUUUAUGGGAGUGGGUGUUUUAUUGUGUUGCAUUACUUUCAUUGGUUGCAUUGCAGCUGAAGCUAUUAAUGGCUGUUGCCUUUGUUUUUAUACCCUACUGAAAACUGUCCUCAUUCUACUAGAAGCAGCUUUAGUGGCAUUCAUUGCAAUUGAUCGCCAUUGGGAAAAGGAUCUGCCAGUGGACCCAACUGGAGAACUUGAAAGCCUCCGAUCUUUCAUUGAAGACAAUGUUGAUAUAUGUAAAUGGGUUGGCAUUACUGUGCUUGUAAUUCAGGUACUCUCUCUAUUACUAGCAAUAAUUCUACGAGCCAUGGUUUCUACUCGAAGAACUGAUACCGAUGGCGAGGAUGAUUACGAGAAUGUUAGGGGUAAAACAUGGGAGCCACUUUUGCAUUCGCGUUCUAGUCAAGCAUCAGGCUCUACUGCAACUCACUCUGAUGUCUGGAGCUCACGGAUGAGAGAAAAGUAUGGAUUGAAGAACAAUGGUGAUAAGACAAAUUUAUUAAAUCAGAAUUCCACAGUGAGCGUGAAAUCCACCUAAUCUGAGAUCGUUACUCUUUCCAUCUCAUAACAUAGAAAAGAAGGCAGCAAGUGUGCUCUGUGAAUUGUUCGAGUGCGAAUUUAGAGGGGUUCGAGUGUAAAUGACACUGUUCUAUAUAACUCCUAGCAUUUCUAUUUGAAAGUUAUGAUGUGUGUAUAGGUGUCGGUGUAGUUGGCCGAAAUGCUUUGUACGGAUUGACCAAAGUGAUAGUUGGAUUGAAGGUAAUGACUUUGCAACUUGAUGAAGCUUCUGGUUUUGCUUUAUUAAUACUGUGUUCUUGUUUACCAUGUUUAUGCAUAUGCUUCUUGGAAGUGAAA
This is a messenger RNA of Tripterygium wilfordii, 1329 nucleotides long. Its product is annotated as tetraspanin-18-like. NCBI's taxonomy places the organism in Eukaryota, Viridiplantae, Streptophyta, Magnoliopsida, Celastrales, Celastraceae. The transcript has 6 exons. The record is from RefSeq and is a predicted model, not a curated record. Bases 134 to 1012 code for a protein of 292 amino acids.